AUGUCCGGAAGAGACCAUAAAGUAGACUGUUUUUCAGUUUGGCAUAUCAUUGGGUACUGUGGAAUUGAUAAUCUUUCGAUUGCCUGCAGUGGUGCUGCUAGCGCUAAUACUAGAAUUACCAUUGGGAGUAGUUUGGGACUUAAUUUAAAAGGUUCCCAAGAGACAAUCGAGGGUUUUUCCUUCUUAACAUUUAAUUGCUUUUCUUCGGGUUCGUCAUUUAUUGGCUUUGUUUCACCAUGUAAGAGAUUAACAUUUUGUGAGGCCCCAUUAUUUUUAGAGCUUCCCACCUGCAUGUUCCUUAGGGUUGAUAAUAUUUCUUUUAGCAUACCACUAUCAUUUGACAUAUUUGAUGGACCAACAUCUGGUUCCCUUCGGCUUUGACUACGUUGUGUUUGA
This is a messenger RNA of Meloidogyne enterolobii, 396 nucleotides long. The record is from the annotation of a GenBank genome assembly. NCBI's taxonomy places the organism in Eukaryota, Metazoa, Nematoda, Chromadorea, Rhabditida, Meloidogynidae.